Capsella rubella is the source of this 1459-nucleotide messenger RNA. Its product is annotated as dof zinc finger protein DOF2.2. Lineage: Eukaryota; Viridiplantae; Streptophyta; Magnoliopsida; Brassicales; Brassicaceae. Gene Ontology annotation, molecular function: DNA-binding transcription factor activity; DNA binding. Bases 179 to 1189 code for a protein of 336 amino acids. Gene Ontology annotation, biological process: regulation of DNA-templated transcription. The record is from RefSeq and is a predicted model, not a curated record. The transcript has 2 exons.
UCUUUCCCUUUUGGUUCUGUGCUCUCUCCCUCACAUCAUCUUCUCUUUAGCCUUUGGUUCUCUUCUUUCGUUUUUAUUUUUGAUUCCCCCACCAUUUUUGUUCUUUUGAGUUUUAAAGAUCCAUCAAACUUUAUUAAAGAAAGAAGAACCAAAGAGAUAAAAGGGGCAGAGAAGAACAAUGGUUUUCUCAACCGUCUCAAGCUUUUUAGAUCCACCAAUUAAUUGGCCACAGUCGUCUACGAAUUCGAAUAAUCAUCCUCAUCAUCUUCAGCUACAAGAAAGUGGAAGUUUAGUUAGUGCUCACCACCAAGUACUCUCUCACCACUUCCCACAAAACCCUAACCCUAACCACCACCAUGUUGAUACCACAGCCGCCGCCGCCACCAUUGAUCCAGGUAGUCUCAAUGGCCAGGCAGCUGAGAGAGCAAGGCUAGCUAAGAACCAUCAGCCACCGGAGGGAGUCCUAAAGUGUCCUCGAUGUGACUCAGCCAAUACUAAGUUCUGUUACUUCAACAACUACAACCUCACGCAGCCACGUCACUUCUGCAAGGCUUGCCGCCGAUACUGGACACGUGGUGGCGCCUUGAGGAACGUACCUGUCGGUGGUGGCUGCCGGAGGAACAAGAAGGGUAAAUCCGUAAGUUCAAAGUCUUCAUCCUCCUCCUCGCAGAACAAGCCGUCAACGUCUAUGGUCAACGCUACAAGCCCUACAACUACUAGUAAUGUCCAUCUCCAACCAAAUAGCCAGUUCCCAUUUUUGCCCACUCUACAAAACCUCACUCACCUCGGUGGUAUUGGUUUAAACCUAGCCCCCAUGAAUGGUAACACUAGUAGCUCAAGUUUCUUGAAUGAUUUAGGGUUUUAUCAUGGUGGCAACACUUCAGGUCCGGUCAUGAGUAACAACAACAACAACGAGAAUAACAACAUUAUGACUUCUCUUGGAACAGCAAACAACAACUUUGCUUUGUUCGAUCGAACCAUGGGGUUAUUUAACUUCCCUAACGAGAGCAAUAUGGGAUUAUCUUCUAGUGGAGCUACUAGGGCUUCUCAAACCGCUCCGGUUAAAAUGGAAGAUAUAAGCCGGUCGGUUUCGGGUUUGACAUCUCAGGGGAACCAAUCCAAUCAAUAUUGGACCGGUACUGGUCUUCCCGGUUCUUCUUCAAGCAAUCAUCACCAGCACCUUAUGUGAGUGUGGAACAUUCAUGGUCAUGGACGACCUCUCGUUAAAGAUCCAAUGCGUAUGGGAAUACUAAAAAGGUAUAUUAGAAUCGGUUUGUUAUAGCUAGUACAAUGGGGUGCAUAUAGAAUCAGCUGGUGGUGCACAAAGAGAAUUAUUUCGUAUUGUGUGAUUAUGAACUUGUUAGUUGUUGUGUGAGUGUCUAUCGAGUUUGUUCAAUUCGUAUUCUUCACUUGGGAUAUUCAUAAAAUAAUACUAACUUUUUUGUAUGUUGUUCUUCUA